GGAUCGGUAGCUCAUCUAGCUAAUUGAGUCUCUGGUCAGUUUAAAUAGCCUUCCUUAAACCCUCUAAGUAAGUAUUAGCAACUUAAUUGCAAGGCUAGCUAACUCUGCUGUCUCUUGAUCAUCAGUCUUAAGUAAAGUACACCUCUCUGAUCUCGAUCUUGUACGUGUGAGCUUAGUCGGCUCAGCCAUAGCUAUGGCCAUGGCCAGGGAUCACACCCUUGGGCUCGAGUAUUCAGGCUAUAAUAGCACCGCCACCGCCAUCACCGAAGACCACGAGUUCAGAGACAUCAGUGGACUAGGCCCUACUAACUGGGAUUGGUCUCCGGUGGAAAACUGGGAACAUCUUGUAGGCCAAAACGAUUUAGACCUCAUUGAGUCCAUGAUGGACGACGGAGGAGGACUCAUCUACAACCUGGCUUCAGACGUGUCUGUCGAAGACGGGUCGUCCCUCUCCGAUUCCACCUCCACCGAGGAGAUGGCCUUGGACGAGCAAACGAACGACGACAACGGGAACGGUCUGAGGCUGGUCCACCUCCUUUUGGCGGCGGCAGACGCGUUGAACGGCGCUAACAAAAGCCCGGAUCUGGCCCGGGUGAUACUGGUUCGGCUCAAGGAAAUGGUCUCUCCCACGGAUGGAACUAACAUGGAAAGACUAGCGGCGUAUUUCACGGAGGCCCUUCAAGCCCUGCUAGAUGGCGCCAGCGGUGUCCACCCCAAGCACCUCAUCACCAACGGUUUCCACCGCGACGACCACCACAAUCAGACGGACGUGCUCCACGCGUUCCAGCUCCUCCAGGACAUGUCACCCUACGUCAAGUUCGGCCAUUUCACGGCCAACCAAGCCAUCCUCGAGGCCGUGGCAAACGACCGCCGCGUCCACAUCGUCGACUACGACAUCAUGGAAGGCAUCCAGUGGGCCUCCCUCAUGCAAGCUCUGGUGUCCCGCAAGGACGGCCCCCCGGCCCCACACCUCCGAAUCACCGCUAUCUCCCGGACUGGUGGUUCUGGAAGCGGAAGAAAAUCGAUCUCCUCCAUUCAGGAGACCGGCCGCCGCUUGACUGCUUUUGCGGCGUCGAUCGGUCUGCCCUUCUCGUUCCACCAGUGUAGGUUGGAUUCGGACGAGACGUUUCGACCGUCGGCUUUGAAGCAGGUGAGAGGGGAGGCACUUGUGAUCAAUUGUAUGCUACACCUACCCCACUUCAACCACCGGGUACCCGAGUCCGUGGCUUCCUUUUUAUCCGGAGCCAAGACCCUCAACCCGAGGAUAGUGACCCUGGUAGAGGAGGAGAUGGGCCACGUCGGUAAAGGAGAGUUCCUGGAACGGUUCGGGGAUACCCUGCACCACUACUCGGCCCUGUACGACUCGCUGGAGGCCGGGUCCCCCAUGCAGAGCCGGACCAGGGCUUUGGUGGAGCGGGUGUUCUUCGGGCCCCAAAUAGCUGGGUCGUUGGCCCGAAUCUACAGUGGCCGUGGGGAGGACAAAUGGGGGGAGUGGUUGGCUGCCGGAGGGCUCAGGCCAGUGCCCAUAAGUUUUGCGAAUCACUGCCAAUCGAAGCUUUUGUUGGGCCUGUUCAACGACGGCUAUAGGGUGGAGGAGCUGGCCAAUAACAAGAUUGCCUUGGGGUGGAAAUCGCGGCUUUUGCUGUCAGCUUCUGUUUGGACGCCUCCGGACUCUGACCUGUAACUUAAUUUGCUUUCCAAUCAUUUCUGUGCUUUUUCAGUCUGCUGCCAUUGUUUUCUUUUGAGCUGUGUCGUUAGUUUUUAACCA
Alnus glutinosa is the source of this 1768-nucleotide messenger RNA. Its product is annotated as protein NODULATION SIGNALING PATHWAY 2-like. The record is from RefSeq and is a predicted model, not a curated record. Gene Ontology annotation, molecular function: DNA-binding transcription factor activity; sequence-specific DNA binding. Gene Ontology annotation, cellular component: nucleus. Bases 194 to 1684 code for a protein of 496 amino acids. Gene Ontology annotation, biological process: regulation of DNA-templated transcription. NCBI's taxonomy places the organism in Eukaryota, Viridiplantae, Streptophyta, Magnoliopsida, Fagales, Betulaceae. The transcript has a single exon.